AUGCCGCAGCUGGGGCAUGCGGCAAGGCCUCGCAGUGGCGAGGAGUGCAGCCUUGAGCUGGAUGCGGCCAGCUACAGCAUUGCCUGCGGUGCUCUGGGCGAAGCCUCGCAGUGGCCCCAGGCCGCGGAGGCAUUUCUGGAGCUGGGCUUCAUGCGCAUCCGCUGUGACGCCGUCGCCGCGACUGCAGCCCUGGGUUCCUUGGUGAAGUCGUGGCUCUGGAGACGCAGCCUUUGCUUACUUUGUCGGCUUCCGCGGACCGGUGUGCAGCGGAACACGAUCGCGGUGAAUGCCGCCCUCAGCACCGCUGGCAAGGCAGCGAACUGGCUCACAGCGGUGGGGCUGCUCCUCCAAAUGGAAGUCGAGCUCCUGCAGAAGUCGUCAAUCACAGAUGGAGCCGCUUUGUCCGCCUUCGUCUUUGCUCGAAGCUGGCGCCGAGCCUUGUGCCAGAUGGAGGACAUAAGGCAGCCCAGUGGCUCGGUUGCGAGCCUCGGGCUCACAGCGUUGGCCGCCGCUGGGCGCUGGGCGCAGGCCCUGGCGAUGCUGGUGGAGGUUCUGGCGCUUCGCCUGGAUGUGGAUGUUCGCCUCUUCAACGAAGUCCUCGGCGCCUGUGCUCGCCGGGGCCACUGGGAGGCUGCGCUUGCGGUGCUGGCGAUGUUGCCUACCCGGAGCUUGGCAGGGACCGUGGUCUCUUUCACCGCAGCAAUCGACGCUUGCUCGCUGGCAGGCCAGUGGCAGCAGGCGGCGGCGCUCCUCGAGUCCAUGGCGAAAUCUGAGGCAGAGGCAAACGUCAUCACUUUCAAUGCCCUCAUUGGAGUCUGUGGCCAAGGCGGCGCAUGGAGCCGAGGUCUCGAUCUCCUCAAGGAAAUGCAGGUGGUGGCAGUGCAGCAAGAUCACAUCAGCACCGGUGCCUGUGCUCUGCGAGGGCUGGAAGUUGGCUGGAAGUGUGUCUUCGUGUCCAUGUGGAGCCUUGAGCUCUCGAAUCUGGAAGUUGUGAAGAGCUUACACUUGCACUGGUGCGUUCUCAUUCAGGCGAGAUUGAAGAGGGAGCAGGCAGAGGUGUGGAUCGUGAGAGCUUGCACUGCCAAGGUGAGUGGAGCAGCCCGUGCUUGGAUGUGGGAAGAGGCGACGGAGCUUGUUGCGGCGCUCCCCUCGAAGCAGCUGCGCAGCGUCGUCAUCCACAGUGCUGCCGUUUGCGCCUGUGGUGAUGCCGAGCGAUGGCGACAGGCCUUGCGUUUCGCGGACUGUGACGGUGGUAGUUUGCCGCGGUACGUCGGAUUCAAGCACCGAGAUCGGAAUAAUGGGCUCGACAUGACGGAGGGGACGAAUCCGGUGUCCCUAGACAUGCCGAUGUUCGGCGAUGCUGCAUGGGAGGAGAGGCAUUCGUCUUCGGCGGCCGGCAGCAGCUCAGCAUGCCUUGUAGCGGCACCGGCAGUAGCAGCGACGCAGAUCGAUGCCACCCACAUGGACAUGGACAGUUCGCAGGAAACGAUGCUGGACCCGGAGCCACCAGCAUUGAGAGGAGCCGUCUUCGAGACUCCCCCCCGAAGUCGCCACUUGUCGCUCGAGGAGCUGCGGACCCCUGAAAAGAAGGCUCGACUUCGCGAGACACCGGAGUCGGCGGAGGCGAAGAGCAGCGAGAUUCGAAGAGUCCUGACAUCCUUGGAUUGUUCCCCGGCGGCUUCUUCCGUCGCCUCCGCGGACCCAUACAUGCAUGCAGGUCCGACGGCCGAGACUUCCGUGGACCGCCAGACAGCUGAAAUCCCUCUGGAACAGUUCGAGAACCGAGCCAUCCACGCUCUAGCUGAGCUACCGGAUGAAGCAGGUCACUUCCUGGCUCUCGUCUACCAACUGGGCUUGUGUGAGACCGAACAGAAGGGAGUGCUACUGACGAAGGCAACACUAGCAUCUGCAGUCGACCACAUUGUCGUCGGCUACAAGAACCGCUUUGAUCGUGCCCGCAUGGACGCCAACACGGUCAGGUUGAACAACUGGGUGCGAAGUCAAAUGAUCCCAGAGCGAGCUCAGUGCUCGUCCGUGAUCCUUGAUAUUCCGGAAGAAGCACGUGUACCCUGGCGACCUUUGCUCGUGGACGCGACGAAGCAGACUCGUCGUCGUGGCUUCGUCAAGAAGAGGCCCGCCGCGAUUCUUGCAGAGGCGCCGUGGCUCGACAUGACGGAGGAGACGAAUCCGGUGUCCCUGGACAUGCCGAUGUUCGGCGAUGCUGCAUGGGAGGAGAGGCAUUCGUCUUCGGCGGCCGGCAGCAGCUCAGCAUGCCUUGUAGCGGCACCGGCAGUAGCAGCGACGCAGAUCGAUGCCACCCAGAUGGACAUGGACAGUUCGCAGGAAACGAUGCUGGACCCGGAGCCACCAGCAUUGAGAGGAGCCGUCUUCGAGACUCCCCCCCGAAGUCGCCACUUGUCGCUCGAGGAGCUGCGGACCCCUGAAAAGAAGGUUCGCCUUCGCGAGACACCGGAGUCGGCGGAGGCGAAGAGCAGCGAGAUUCGAAGAGUCCUGACAUCCUUGGAUUGUUCCCCGGCGGCUUCUUCCGUCGCCUCCGCGGACCCAUACAUGCAUGCAGGUCCGACGGCCGAGACUUCCGUGGACCGCCAGACAGCUGAAAUCCCUCUGGAACAGUUCGAGAACCGAGCCAUCCACACUCUAGCUGAGCUACCGGAUGAAGCAGGUCACUUCCUGGCUCUUGUCUACCAACUGGGCUUGUGUGAGACCGAGCAGAAGGGAGUGCUACUGACGAAGGCAACACUAGCAUCUGCAGUCGACCACAUUGUCGUCGGCUACAAGAACCGCUUUGAUCGUGCCCGCAUGGACGCCAACACGGUCAGGUUGAACAACUGGAUGCGAAGUCAAAUGAUCCCAGAGCGAGCUCAGUGCUCGUCCGUGAUCCUUGAUAUUCCGGAAGAAGCACGUGUACCCUGGCGACCUUUGCUCGUGGACGCGACGAAGCAGACUCGUCGUCGUGGCUUCGUCAAGAAGAGGCCCGCCGCGAUUCUUGCAGAGGCGCCGUGGCUCGACAUGACGGAGGAGACGAAUCCGGUGUCCCUGGACAUGCCGAUGUUCGGCGAUGCUGCAUGGGAGGAGAGGCAUUCGUCUUCGGCGGCCGGCAGCAGCUCAGCAUGCCUUGUAGCGGCACCGGCAGUAGCAGCGACGCAGAUCGAUGCCACCCAGAUGGACAUGGGCAGUUCGCAGGAAACGAGCUGCGGACCCCUGAAAAGAAGGUUCGCCUUCGUGAGACCGAAGUCGGCGGAGGCGAAGAGCAGCGAGAUUCGAUUAGCCCUGGCAGCCUUGGCUGCAUCCCCGGAGGCUGCGUCCGUUGCUUCCACGGACCCCUACCUGCAUGCAGAUCCGAGCAAGGCAUCCGUGGACCGCCAGACAGCUGAAAUCCCUCUGGAACAGUUCGAGAACCGAGCCAUCCACGCUCUAGCUGAGCUACCGGAUGAAGCAGGUCACUUCCUGGCUCUUGUCUACCAACUGGGCUUGUGUGAGACCGAACAGAAGGGAGUGCUACUGACGAAGGCAACACUAGCAUCUGCAGUCGACCACAUUGUCGGCGGCUACAAGAACCGCUUUGAUCGUGCCCGCAUGGACGCCAACACGGUCAGGUUGAACAACUGGAUGCGAAGUCAAAUGAUCCCAGAGCGAGCUCAGUGUUCGUCCGUGAUCCUUGAUAUUCCGGAAGAAGCACGUGUACCCUGGCGACCUUUGCUCGUGGACGCGACGAAGCAGACUCGUCGUCGUGGCUUCGUCAAGAAGAGGCCCGCCGCGAUUCUUGCAGAGGGCGACAUGACGGAGGAGACGAAUCCGGUGUCCCUGGACAUGCCGAUGUUCGGCGAUGCUGCAUGGGAGGAGAGGCAUUCGUCUUCGGCGGCCGGCAGCAGCUCAGCAUGCCUUGUAGCGGCACCGGCAGUAGCAGCGACGCAGAUCGAUGCCACCCAGAUGGACAUGGACAGUUCGCAGGAAACGAUGCUGGACCCGGAGCUGCGGACCCCUGAAAAGAAGGUUCGCCUUCGCGAGACACCGGAGUCGGCGGAGGCGAAGAGCAGCGAGAUUCGAAGAGUCCUGACAUCCUUGGAUUGUUCCCCGGCGGCUUCUUCCGUCGCCUCCGCGGACCCAUACAUGCAUGCAGGUCCGACGGCCGAGACUUCCGUGGACCGCCAGACAGCUGAAAUCCCUCUGGAACAGUUCGAGAACCGAGCCAUCCACACUCUAGCUGAGCUACCGGAUGAAGCAGGUCACUUCCUGGCUCUUGUCUACCAACUGGGCUUGUGUGAGACCGAGCAGAAGGGAGUGCUACUGACGAAGGCAACACUAGCAUCUGCAGUCCACAUUGUCGUCGGCUACAAGAACCGCUUUGAUCGUGCCCGCAUGGACGCCAACACGGUCAGGUUGAACAACUGGAUGCGAAGUCAAAUGAUCCCAGAGCGAGCUCAGUGCUCGUCCGUGAUCCUUGAUAUUCCGGAAGAAGCACGUGUACCCUGGCGACCUUUGCUCGUGGACGCGACGAAGCAGACUCGUCGUCGUGGCUUCGUCAAGAAGAGGCCCGCCGCGAUUCUUGCAGAGGCGCCGUGGCUCGACAUGACGGAGGAGACGAAUCCGGUGUCCCUGGACAUGCCGAUGUUCGGCGAUGCUGCAUGGGAGGAGAGGCAUUCGUCUUCGGCGGCCGGCAGCAGCUCAGCAUGCCUUGUAGCGGCACCGGCAGUAGCAGCGACGCAGAUCGAUGCCACCCAGAUGGACAUGGACAGUUCGCAGGAAACGAUGCUGGACCCGGAGCCACCAGCAUUGAGAGGAGCCGUCUUCGAGACUCCCCCCCGAAGUCGCCACUUGUCGCUCGAGGAGCUGCGGACCCCUGAAAAGAAGGUUCGCCUUCGCGAGACACCGGAGUCGGCGGAGGCGAAGAGCAGCGAGAUUCGAAGAGUCCUGACAUCCUUGGAUUGUUCCCCGGCGGCUUCUUCCGUCGCCUCCGCGGACCCAUACAUGCAUGCAGGUCCGACGGCCGAGACUUCCGUGGACCGCCAGACAGCUGAAAUCCCUCUGGAACAGUUCGAGAACCGAGCCAUCCACACUCUAGCUGAGCUACCGGAUGAAGCAGGUCACUUCCUGGCUCUUGUCUACCAACUGGGCUUGUGUGAGACCGAGCAGAAGGGAGUGCUACUGACGAAGGCAACACUAGCAUCUGCAGUCGACCACAUUGUCGUCGGCUACAAGAACCGCUUUGAUCGUGCCCGCAUGGACGCCAACACGGUCAGGUUGAACAACUGGAUGCGAAGUCAAAUGAUCCCAGAGCGAGCUCAGUGCUCGUCCGUGAUCCUUGAUAUUCCGGAAGAAGCACGUGUACCCUGGCGACCUUUGCUCGUGGACGCGACGAAGCAGACUCGUCGUCGUGGCUUCGUCAAGAAGAGGCCCGCCGCGAUUCUUGCAGAGGCGCCGUGGCUCGACAUGACGGAGGAGACGAAUCCGGUGUCCCUGGACAUGCCGAUGUUCGGCGAUGCUGCGUGGGAGGAGAGGCAUUCGUCUUCGGCGGCCGGCAGCAGCUCAGCAUGCCUUGUAGCGGCACCGGCAGUAGCAGCGACGCAGAUCGAUGCCACCCAGAUGGACAUGGACAGUUCGCAGGAAACGAUGCUGGACCCGGAGCCACCAGCAUUGAGAGGAGCCGUCUUCGAGACUCCCCCCCGAAGUCGCCACUUGUCGCUCGAGGAGCUGCGGACCCCUGAAAAGAAGGUUCGCCUUCGUGAGACACCGGAGUCGGCGGAGGCGAAGAGCAGCGAGAUUCGAUCAGCCCUGGCAGCCUUGGCUGCAUCCCCGGAGGCUGCGUCCGUUGCUUCCACGGACCCCUACCUGCAUGCAGAUCCGAGCAAGGCAUCCGUGGACCGCCAGACAGCUGAAAUCCCUCUGGAACAGUUCGAGAACCGAGCCAUCCACGCUCUAGCUGAGCUACCGGAUGAAGCAGGUCACUUCCUGGCUCUCGUCUACCAACUGGGCUUGUGUGAGACCGAACAGAAGGGAGUGCUACUGACGAAGGCAACACUAGCAUCUGCAGUCGACCACAUUGUCGUCGGCUACAAGAACCGCUUUGAUCGUGCCCGCAUGGACGCCAACACGGUCAGGUUGAACAACUGGGUGCGAAGUCAAAUGAUCCCAGAGCGAGCUCAGUGCUCGUCCGUGAUCCUUGAUAUUCCGGAAGAAGCACGUGUACCCUGGCGACCUUUGCUCGUGGACGCGACGAAGCAGACUCGCCCGCCGCGAUUCUUGCAGAGGCGCCGUGUUGCUUUGCAAGCCUUCUUGAUGCCUCGGCAGUAUGAGCACGAACAUGCCCACGACAUCUCUGCAGAGCAGAUCACGCCCAUGCAGCCGUUUUGGCACACUAGAGGGUUCAGGGCUAUAGGAGCUGCUCGACGCGCCAGGGCUCGACAUGACGGAGUGUCCCUGGACCUGCCGAUGUUCGGCGAUGCUGCAUGGGAGGAGAGGCAUUCGUCUUCGGCGGCCGGCAGCAGCUCAGCAUGCCUUGUAGCGGCACCGGCAGUAGCAGCGACGCAGAUCGAUGCCACCCAGAUGGACAUGGACAGUUCGCAGGAAACGAUGCUGGACCCGGAGCCACCAGCAUUGAGAGGAGCCGUCUUCGAGACUCCCCCCCGAAGUCGCCACUUGUCGCUCGAGGAGCUGCGGACCCCUGAAAAGAAGGUUCGCCUUCGCGAGACACCGGAGUCGGCGGAGGCGAAGAGCAGCGAGAUUCGAAGUCCGACGGCCGAGACUUCCGUGGACCGCCAGACAGCUGAAAUCCCUCUGGAACAGUUCGAGAACCGAGCCAUCCACACUCUAGCUGAGCUACCGCAUGAAGCAGGUCACUUCCUGGCUCUUGUCUACCAACUGGGCUUGUGUGAGACCGAGCAGAAGGGAGUGCUACUGACGAAGGCAACACUAGCAUCUGCAGUCGACCACAUUGUCGUCGGCUACAAGAACCGCUUUGAUCGUGCCCGCAUGGACGCCAACACGGUCAGGUCGGUCAGGUUGAACAACUGGAUGCGAAGUCAAAUGAUCCCAGAGCGAGCUCAGUGCUCGUCCGUGAUCCUUGAUAUUCCGGAAGAAGCACGUGUACCCUGGCGACCUUUGCUCGUGGACGCGACGAAGCAGACUCGUCGUCGUGGCUUCGUCAAGAAGAGGCUGGAACGGGGCCCGCCGCGAUUCUUGCAGAGGCGCCGUGUUGCUUUGCAAGCCUUCUUGAUGCCUCGGCAGUAUGAGCACGAACAUGCCCACGACAUCUCUGCAGAGCAGAUCACGACGGAGGCUGCGUCCGUUGCUUCCACGGACCCCUACCUGCAUGCAGAUCCGAGCAAGGCAUCCGUGGACCGCCAGACAGCUGAAAUCCCUCUGGAACAGUUCGAGAACCGAGCCAUCCACGCUCUAGCUGAGCUACCGGAUGAAGCAGGUCACUUCCUGGCUCUUGUCUACCAACUGGGCUUGUGUGAGACCGAACAGAAGGGAGUGCUACUGACGAAGGCAACACUGGCAUCUGCAGUCGACCACAUUGUCGUCGGUUACAAGAACCGCUUUGAUCGUGCCCGCAUGGACGCCAACACGGUCAGGUUGAACAACUGGAUGCGAGGUCAAAUGAUCCCAGAGCGAGCUCAGUGCUCGUCCGUGAUCCUUGAUAUUCCGGAAGAAGCACGUGUACCCUGGCGACCUUUGCUCGUGGACGCGACGAAGCAGACUCGUCGUCGUGGCUUCGUCAAGAAGAGGCCCGCCGCGAUUCUUGCAGAGGCGCCGUGGCUCGACAUGACGGAGGAGACGAAUCCGGUGUCCCUGGACAUGCCGAUGUUCGGCGAUGCUGCAUGGGAGGAGAGGCAUUCGUCUUCGGCGGCCGGCAGCAGCUCAGCAUGCCUUGUAGCGGCACCGGCAGUAGCAGCGACGCAGAUCGAUGCCACCCAGAUGGACAUGGACAGUUCGCAGGAAACGAUGCUGGAGCUGCGGACCCCUGAAAAGAAGGUUCGCCAUCGUGAGACACCGGAGUCGGCGGAGGCGAAGAGCAGCGAGAUUCGAUCAGCCCUGGCAGCCUUGGCUGCAUCCCCGGAGGCUGCGUCCGUUGCUUCCACGGACCCCUACCUGCAUGCAGAUCCGAGCAAGGCAUCCGUGGACCGCCAGACAGCUGAAAUCCCUCUGGAACAGUUCGAGAACCGAGCCAUCCACGCUCUAGCUGAGCUACCGGAUGAAGCAGGUCACUUCCUGGCUCUUGUCUACCAACUGGGCUUGUGUGAGACCGAACAGAAGGGAGUGCUACUGACGAAGGCAACACUAGCAUCUGCAGUCGACCACAUUGUCGUCGGCUACAAGAACCGCUUUGAUCGUGCCCGCAUGGACGCCAACACGGUCAGGUUGAACAACUGGAUGCGAAGUCAAAUGAUCCCAGAGCGAGCUCAGUGCUCGUCCGUGAUCCUUGAUAUUCCGGAAGAAGCACGUGUACCCUGGCGACCUUUGCUCGUGGACGCGACGAAGCAGACUCGUCGUCGUGGCUUCGUCAAGAAGAGGCCCGCCGCGAUUCUUGCAGAGGGCGACAUGACGGAGGAGACGAAUCCGGUGUCCCUGGACAUGCCGAUGUUCGGCGAUGCUGCAUGGGAGGAGAGGCAUUCGUCUUCGGCGGCCGGCAGCAGCUCAGCAUGCCUUGUAGCGGCACCGGCAGUAGCAGCGACGCAGAUCGAUGCCACCCAGAUGGACAUGGACAGUUCGCAGGAAACGAUGCUGGACCCAGAGCCACGAACAUUGAGAGGAGCUGUCUUCGAGACUCCCCCCCGAAGUCGCCACUUGUCGCUCGAGGAGCUGCGGACCCCUGAAAAGAAGUCGGCGGAGGCGAAGAGCAGCGAGAUUCGAUCAGCCCUGGCAGCCUUGGCUGCAUCCCCGGAGGCUGCGUCCGUUGCUUCCACGGACCCCUACCUGCAUGCAGAUCCGAGCAAGGCAUCCGUGGACCGCCAGACAGCUGAAAUCCCUCUGGAACAGUUCGAGAACCGAGCCAUCCACGCUCUAGCUGAGCUACCGGAUGAAGCAGGUCACUUCCUGGCUCUUGUCUACCAACUGGGCUUGUGUGAGACCGAACAGAAGGGAGUGCUACUGACGAAGGCAACACUAGCAUCUGCAGUCGACCACAUUGUCGUCGGCUACAAGAACCGCUUUGAUCGUGCCCGCAUGGACGCCAACACGGUCAGGUUGAACAACUGGAUGCGAAGUCAAAUGAUCCCAGAGCGAGCUCAGUGCUCGUCCGUGAUCCUUGAUAUUCCGGAAGAAGCACGUGUACCCUGGCGACCUUUGCUCGUGGACGCGACGAAGCAGACUCGUCGUCGUGGCUUCGUCAAGAAGAGGCUGGAACGGGGAGUUUGCAGGACAUAG
This is a messenger RNA of Symbiodinium sp. CCMP2592, 9387 nucleotides long. The record is from the annotation of a GenBank genome assembly. NCBI's taxonomy places the organism in Eukaryota, Dinophyceae, Suessiales, Symbiodiniaceae.